Messenger RNA from Symbiodinium pilosum, 1929 nucleotides. The record is from the annotation of a GenBank genome assembly. NCBI's taxonomy places the organism in Eukaryota, Dinophyceae, Suessiales, Symbiodiniaceae.
AUGGCCAUGUAUUGGGAUUCCUCCCAUUUUGCAAGUAGAAGGACCAGACUCCAAAGGAGACUGGCACUUCUCCUACUGGUACAAGAGGCAGCGGCUAGCAACCGACGCUUUCGAGGCCUACAAGAGGCCGCGUCAACAACAGUUACCACAACCAGAACCACCGACCCCUGUCCAUCUGCAACCACUGCAUGUGAAUGCGCUGCUGGAUUAGUCUGCGUAUGGAAGCCGUAUGCACAGGGAGGAGGUGUGUGCGAGAAUAUCGGGACCCAAGGUGCUAUUGACUGCUUCCUAUGCCCACAGCAGGAACACUGUGCAACAAUAACUUGUCCUGGUAUUAUGAGUGCAUGCUCAUGCGCUGCAUCUGCCGGCUGCGCUUGGGAUGACUUGGCAUACGGAUGUGUCAGUUCUCUGGUGUCCUCCACUUCCUGCACAGCCUGUCCAACACAAGCGGGCUGUGAUGUUGACCCGCCGCAGCUUGUGAGCUACUUCCCGCAGCCUGGAGGUUCUCACAGCACUGGCUCCGAUCUUCGUGUGGUCUUGCGCUUCAGCAAGACCAUCAAGUGGUGCAGCGCAUCCUCACUCGCUGACGACGUGAGCUUCUGGUGUGCUGGUAGUGUCAACGAACAGAAUGUUCCCCGAAUGCACGCGCAGAUUUCAUCCAGAUCCCUCACCAUCGACAUGUCCUGGUACUUGUCCACCAUACAGCUGGAGUCUGCUAGGACAUGUGGGAUUGAGAUUCAGCCGGGAUCGAUCUGUGGUGAGGACGACGUUCGAUUUACCGGCCUGUCAAGACAGGGAUACAGUUUUCAGCUGUUGGACACGAACCCUCCGAUGCUCAUUGACUUCGACCCGAACAGCAUGUCAGUCGCCGUUCCACUCGAUGGCGCUGUAAACUUGUUGUGGAGUGAGCCCGUGGUGUUGACAUCCGGCGACCUGAGGGCUACACUGAGUCGACUUGAGGUUGACAGCACUGGUGCCACGACAGCUGUUCAAUCGACGCCGAUUGAUCUCAAGGCUCCCUCAGCUGAGAUCGUCUCAUCAUCGCUGCUUCGAAUCCAUUUGGAUUCGUUGUUGAGGGCUGGGAAGACGUACACGCUGGAGCUCCCUGCCGGUGCCGUCACGGACUUGGCUGGCAACCCCUCUGCGGACCUCCCCGCACAGGCGUACAACUUCCGAGCUGCAACUGACGGCGGUGGUUUGAUUUCAACACAGACGACGGCCAGCAGCACUGCCGUGGGAGUUGUUAUCCUGGUGGUCUCUUUGACUGUAUUCUGCACUCUUGCUGCUGGUAUAGGGGUUGUGAAGCUCUGGCGCUCCAACGCGACAAAAUUGAAGGCGUAUCUGCCAAAAGAGGGUGCGCGAAGAGUGCCAGCGAGGUCGACGCCAAUCAGUACAACGGUGCCUGACUCGUCCAAGCCUACGACCACCUAUUCCUAUACGGCAGAGAAGAGCACAGCUUCUUCACCUUUUGCGGAAGAGAAAGCUCGAGCAGAGACUGCCUACCGCUCCGCGGCGGCUGCAGCAGAACGACUCGGCAAAGAUGCUGGUGCGGAAGCCAAACCAGCCCCAAACGCUGCAUGGGCCCAGCGACCCACCAGCAAAACCGGGCCUUCACCGAAAGUGCAUCCAGGCAGAGAGGGUUUUAACGCUGGCCGCUCAAGACGGUCCAGCCCUCCGCCUGAAGGUUCUGCUGGAGGCGGCAGCAAGGCGCCUGCAUCUGCACCGGUGCCAGAAACAAACUUGUCACCAGAGGUCAAGGCCGUGGAAAAGCGUUUGCACGACACCAUGGACCAACCGAUAGCUGCAAGGAGGAAGCUUUUCAAGGAACUUCUCGUGGAGUAUCACCCGGACAAGAAUUCCUCCGCACAUGCCAAAGAAGUCUUCCAGUACGUAAACAAUGCACGGAGCUGGUUUCUGGUUGAGAGUUGA